This is a messenger RNA of Stereum hirsutum FP-91666 SS1, 330 nucleotides long. RefSeq lists its product as uncharacterized. The transcript has a single exon. The record is from RefSeq and is a predicted model, not a curated record. The annotation marks the transcript as partial. Lineage: Eukaryota; Fungi; Basidiomycota; Agaricomycetes; Russulales; Stereaceae.
AUUGAGCGCCUGUCCCGCCCACGUUCACCAGCCAUGGCACCCCAUCUGUCCGACGCAGUCAAAUGGCUCAUGGUCGAGUGGCGCCUCGAUGAGUAUCUACCAGUCCAGGAGAUCGCUUUCCGUGCUCGCUGCAGCCCAUCCACCGUCUACGAAGUCCUGCGCUGCUAUCGCGAGUUUGGGACCGUCAGCGAUCCAUUUGUCCAACAGCGAGCUCGGUCGCGACUGCUCGAGAUGGAUGACCUCGCAUACAUCAAAGCCUUCGUCCAGAGAAAUCCUGGUGUCUUUCUUGACGAGGUGCAGUCAGACCUACUUGAGAAUCGUAACGUCGAA